Molecule: messenger RNA, 2541 nt
Organism: Scaptodrosophila lebanonensis
Lineage: Eukaryota; Metazoa; Arthropoda; Insecta; Diptera; Drosophilidae
Product: sodium-independent sulfate anion transporter
Exons: 7
Coding region: 202-1944 (580 amino acids)
Biological process (GO): transmembrane transport
Cellular component (GO): membrane
Molecular function (GO): sulfate transmembrane transporter activity
Source: RefSeq, a predicted model, not a curated record
AGUGAGAUGUACGCUAGUUUUUGUGGCAGAUUUCUUUAAACCAUUUCUCAAAUGUAAUGCGUGUGUUAAUGUGAUCUGCGUGAAGUGCUGGGCAUAAACUGAUGGUUGCAUUGUUAGUUAUUAAGCAUUGUUGUUCACUCUGCAAGCAGCAGUGAAAGUGCUUGAGAACGGAAUUUUUCAGUUCCCGCUGUAUCUACCAUAAUGCCCACAAAUCAGCUUCUCAUCCGCAUAUUUCCUGGCAUUAAAUGGCUGCAUGGCUAUACGGCACAGGAUGCUGUGGCGGAUUUGAUAGCAGGCGUGACUGUAGGGCUGACUGUGUUGCCCCAAGGCUUGGCUUAUGCCACGCUGGCGGGUCUGGAGCCGCAGUAUGGUCUGUAUUCAGCUUUUGUGGGCGGCAUUGUGUAUGCCUUGCUGGGCAGCUGUCGCCAGGUGACCAUUGGACCAACAGCCCUGCUGGCACUAAUGACCAGCCGGCACACGGGCUUUGGCUUGAACUCGGGUCCGGACUAUGCCAUUCUAUUGUGCCUCAUUUCGGGCUUAGUUGAGUUCGCCAUGGCCGUAUUGAAGUUGGGAGCACUGGUCGACUUAAUUAGUUUGCCGGUGACGGUGGGUUUCACAUCGGCCACUGCCGUUAUUAUAGGCACGUCACAGCUAAAGGGAUUACUCGGGUUACGCGGAGGUUCCGGCUCCGAUUUUCUGAAUACCAUGAAGUCGGUUUUUGGAAAUUUACAUAAUGUACGACGUGGUGAUCUAACGCUCGGCCUAGUGUCCAUUUCCGUGCUAUUACUGCUGCGAAAACUUAAGGACAUAAAACUGGCCACACGCAUUCGCAGUGUGCGUUUGCAGCAGUUGCUGAGUGGAAGCAUUUGGGUUAUUGCCACCGGACGCAAUGCGCUGGUAGUUCUGGUGUCCAGUGGCUUGGCCUAUAGCACCUGCGAUCGUACGGAUUCCUGCCCGUACAUACUAACGGGCAAGGUAAAGAGUGGCUUGCCGAGCUUGGCUCUACCCAAAUUCGAUACUGUAAUACUCGGCAGGAACGACACAAAAGUGUCGCAGAACUAUGAGCAAAUGCUUUCCGAACUGGGACCAUCGAUGUUCAUACUGCCAAUUAUUGCGGUGCUCGGCAACGUGGCCAUCUCUAAAGCUUUUGGUGGUGCCGGGCUGAGUCCCACACGCGAAUUGCUCGCCCUUUCUAUGAGUAAUAUAUGCGGCUCGUUCUGCAGUUCCAUGCCGGUAACGGGAUCCUUUUCUCGCAGCGCUGUGAAUCACGUGAGCGGGGUUCGUACGCCCAUCGGUGGCUUCUAUACCAGUGCCCUCGUGCUGCUGGCUUUGGGUCUGUUGGCACCCUAUUUUCAGUAUAUACCUAAGGCGGCGUUAAGUGCGGUCAUCAUAUCGGCUGUUAUCUUUAUGAUUGAGUUUGAGGUCAUUCGCCCGCUUUGGCGUUGUAGUCGACGGGAGCUGCUGCCUGGCGCCAUUACAUUUGUAAUGAGUCUGGGAGUGGGCGUGGAGAUUGGUUUGCUGCUGGGCGUGGGCGCAGAUGUGGCCUUUCUGGUCUAUCGGGCGGCUCGUCCGGUGCUAAGCGUUUCAAAGCUGCAUACCAUUAACGGAAUCAGUUAUAUACUCGUUCGGCCCAAGCAUAGCUCCCUGUACUUCCCAGCCAUCGAAUGGGUGCGCACAGGAAUUUCAAAGGCCUUGUCGACGCACGGCACAGCCCCCGUAGUCUUGGACUGCGCCCAUGUACAUGACUUUGAUUUUACCGCUGCCCGCGGCAUGGGUUCAUUACACAAGGAGUUGGCCAAAAUGAAUGUACCAUUGUUUCUGAUGAGUGCUCACAAAGAUAUAAGCGUUCUUUUAAAAGAGUCCACAAGCAUUAACUUUCCCACGAUAGAGUGUCCGGACGAUUUGGAGUGCAUACUGGAGCAGACAAUCGCAUUAGCUUGUUAAUGCGUUUCCAUAUUCUUCAGUUUCCUAAACAUUACAUGUUCACAUCCAUAAUCAUGCCGCAGAAUUGUUAGCUUCUCAGGAUUAUAAAUACUAUCUCAAUUGUUCUAUUGUUACAGCGCCCGACUAUGAGCUCCAUUUACAGGUGACUGCGCCCCUUGUUGAAUCAAAAAUAUUGCAACAUAACGCACAUAUAUCCGAUGCGGAGCCAACCGAGUCGAGUAAACUAAAUGGCAAAACCAAUUAAAGACCUUUCGUAAACUAUUAAGUGAUUUGGUACUUAAAAUUUCCAGGCAAAUCAAUCUCAAAACGCCCAUUGAUAUCCGUUCACUUUUUUAUACAUUUCUCUUAUUUCUAUUGCUAGAUGAGUUUCGAAACUAUUUCAUAUUUGAGAUCCCAUGACUUUCUACUGCGAACCAUCCAACUUUUGUACUCACCUACUGAUCCAUUCCUAUUAUUUAUUUCUGAGUAAUCAGCUCAUUUAUAAGGGCCAGCAACUUAUCAUAAUUAAUUUCGAAUUAGACUAGAAACAUAUGCGAAUUGUAGUUAUACAAAAAUGUUAUAUACUGUCUUAGAAAUUCGCUUUUAUUUAAUUAAGGA